AUGCGUGGAUUUCUGCCUGCUGGCCUACUGGCCUUCGCCUCUGUUGCAGCAGCAUCAUGCGGUCCUACAGUCUACUUCAUUCGACACGGCGAGAAGCCUGAUGAUGGAGGAAAUGGUUUAAAUGCAGUAGGAUUGGAACGUGCAAAAUGCAUCCGCGAAGUUUUCGGCAAGAAAUCUGAGUACAAUAUCGGCCACAUUAUGGCACAAACACCCAAGAGCAAUGGGAAACGCGCCCGUCCCCGCGACACUGUUAAGCCGCUGGCUGAGGACCUUGGGCUCGAGGUUGAUACUGAUUGCGAUCGGGAUGAUCCGGAGUGCGUUAAGAAGUUCAUCGAGAACUACGAUGGAGAAGGCAAUAUCCUGAUUUGCUGGGAGCACGAUACAAUCACUGAUAUUCUGGAGACACUGGGUGUCGAGGAUGCACCACAUUAUCCAGACGAUAGCUUCGACCUUAUUUGGACCGUCCCAUCCCCCUGGGACCAAAUAACCGACGAGACCAGCGAGCAUUGCCCCGGUCUGGAUGAUUAA
Messenger RNA from Penicillium griseofulvum, 528 nucleotides. RefSeq lists its product as uncharacterized. The transcript has 3 exons. Bases 1 to 528 code for a protein of 175 amino acids. The record is from RefSeq and is a predicted model, not a curated record. NCBI's taxonomy places the organism in Eukaryota, Fungi, Ascomycota, Eurotiomycetes, Eurotiales, Aspergillaceae.